Chlamydomonas reinhardtii is the source of this 2513-nucleotide messenger RNA. RefSeq lists its product as uncharacterized. The record is from RefSeq and is a predicted model, not a curated record. The coding region runs from base 32 to 1783 and encodes 583 amino acids. Lineage: Eukaryota; Viridiplantae; Chlorophyta; Chlorophyceae; Chlamydomonadales; Chlamydomonadaceae. The transcript has 14 exons.
ACUCCCGCGUAAGACUCACUGGAGAGCCAAAAUGGGAAGAAACCACUUGUUCAUACCUCGCAUCGCAGCCCUGGUGAUUGCGGUUGCCGCGCUUUUCUCGGCGAGCUCGCUGGCGCUGGCAAAGCUUCUACCGCUUGUCCCGGCCGACUCCUUCGCCACGCUCUAUGACCCGCCUACAUACGAGGAGAAGCUAAGGCAAACAACGCUGCUUGGCGAGUUGGGCUCGAGUUUUGACGGCAUACGGUUCCUGAUCCAGAAGGGCGACACGCUCGUGCCCUCGCUCUCCUCGCUGCUGGCCUCGCUCCCCGCCCACCUGACCGUGGAGCCCGGCCUCUCCAACCUGGCCCUCGCCACCCAGGCCUACCUGGCGCUGUACGGCGGCCCCAGCCAGGCCCUGUGGGCAAUUACCCAAGUCGGCCGCUUUGUGCCGCUCAACUCCUUCUACCACCUGGCCAUCCCCUUCCUGGCCAACGGCGGCCAGACGCCCAUCGGCAACGGUGUGUCGCUCUACUCCUACUCGGCAUACACGCUGGUGAACGGCCCUCUGCUGUUGGAGGUGCCGCCUUACAACGGCGGCUACUGGCUCAUUCCCUUCUAUGACGUGUACGGCCUGACGUACCACGUGCUGGGCAGCACCCACGGCAACAACGGCGGCGGCAAGUGGCUGCUCGCGCACAAGGACUGGGAGUGGGCCGGCGAGGAGCCACUCCCAGAGGACCUGACCGGCAUCAUCCGCUCGCCCACACUGGAGGGCAACAUCCUGGGCCGCACCUCCUUCAACGGCACCGGCGCCGCGCAGUGGAACCUGGCCUGGGCCCUGGGCCCCUGGGCGCCCGCCGCCCGCCCCGACCCCGUGUCGCUGCCGCCCGUGGGCCUGGGCUGGGGCUACCCCGACCAGCGGCCCGAGGCGCUGUGGGCGGUGAACGCGGCGGACCCCCUGGCCUUCUGGAGGCUCGCGGGCGACAUCUACCGGCGCAACGGCGGCCCCAGCGUGCCCACCCCCCUGGUCAGGCAGCUGCCCCGCCUGGGCAUCCUGCCCGACUACGGCUUCGUGCCGUACGGCCUCAACGCCAACGUCACUGACGCGCUGGCGCUUGCCCCGCUGCUGGCCAACCGCAUCCUGGUCGCCAAGUACACCUUCCUGGGCUCCCCCGCCACCAACUACUGGCGGCUGCCGGUGUACGACGGCGACUGGGGCAAUGACUACGUGCUGGGGGCCGCCAUCAUGAAGGGGUUUUGGAUCAGCAACUUCCUCAAAGACGCAGCCUACUACUACCUGUAUGUUGACUCGUCCGCCCAGCCCUUCAACGGCAGUGCCGACUACACCAUCACCUUUCCCUCCACCCCGCCCGCCACCUCCGAGGCCUUCUGGUCGCUGCAGGCCCUGGACCUGGACGAGUGGACGCUCGUGUUCGGGCCCAACCUGCUCAACAUUGCUCUCAGCAGCGCCACACCCGGGCUUUAUAUCGCGCCCAACGGCUCCAUUCCCAUCCGCAUCUCGCCGCGCGACCCGCCCGCAAACACCACCGCCGCCAGCCGCGGCUGGAACUGGGUCAAGGCCUACCCCGGCCACUACCACCUGCUGUUGCGUGUGUACGCGGGAGACGCGUCCGUGCAGUCCAACACCUACGUCCCGCCGCCCGUAUCCAAGCUGCUUCCCGCCACGCCCGCGGCCUCCAGCCCCGCCCCAACGCCCGCCUCUGUGCCCGCUACCGGCCCCAGCCUUGCUCAGCCGGCGCCGUCCAACAGCACAUCGGGCCCCUCUCCGGCCCCGUCCGCCUAAGUGUGCCGUACAGGGCGCCCACGACGGCAUGUUGGCAACGUGAUUCUACACAGGCAGAGUCCCUGGCAACAUGAACUGUGAACUGUGCGUUGGCUUUUGGUCACCUUGGCUCUUGCGCCGCAUGCUAUCACAGUGCAACCGCGAGUACCUCCAUACAGAAUGCACACCAUGAUAUGUACUUCUAGACAUGUACCAUAUGCACAUACUCUCAUUCUGUUCAUUGUUUGUUGAUCGUUGGCCACCGCAAACGGGGCUGCUUGUUGCGUGUCGUAACUGCCUAACUGGGAACUUUGGUGUUGUUGACAAGCACAUGUUGGUAUGGUGCGUGUGGGACGGCGACGGUGCAAUGCGGCUGAGGUAAUGCGGAGAAGUCUGCGCUGCCCGACGAUGUGCUAUAUCUCGUGCCAGAAGCCUGGAGGCCGGGUAAAAGGGUUUAAGAGACGCGUGCUUCUGGCGGUAGCCGGGACUGUAGCACGAGGUGGCGGCUUCCAUCAACGGAGGCAAAUAUGUCUCGGCCCUUUAACCGUGUCGAGGACUUGAGGCACUCGCGUGCCCUUGGGGGUUGACAUCGUCUGUGCGGGCUGUGCUGUAGCAUGAGACCCACAAUGCUCUGUUGCGGAAUGGGGCCAGGUCCUCUCAACCACCCAUGACCACACAGCACCACAUGCGUGCAGCCGCCGUGUACCUCACCCGUUCCCCAUGCAGUUCAAGGAUUGAAAGGAGUAGGGAA